Messenger RNA from Arabis nemorensis, 303 nucleotides. The record is from the annotation of a GenBank genome assembly. NCBI's taxonomy places the organism in Eukaryota, Viridiplantae, Streptophyta, Magnoliopsida, Brassicales, Brassicaceae.
AUGCUUGAUAAACUUAUCGGAGGGCACGGGUUCGGCCACAAGGAGCACAGAAGCAGCGGCUUCGGCUUCCAGGAGCACAAGGAGUUUGCGUCUCAUGAGGAGUCACAAGGAGGCUUCUUUGACCGCCAGAACAACUUCGGCCAUAUGAGGCUUCCGGCCAACCACGGCCGUCCACCAAUGGCACGCAUGCCUGUCUGUGAUGAAGAAGACUCAGACUCAGACGUGGAGGAUUAUGUUAGACAUAUAUUCUUCCAAAGGUGUCUUAAACCAUUCCCCCCCCCCCCCCCCAAGAACAUGGCAUGA